AUGGGGAAUGUGUGUCUGAAACUAGGAGAUGAUGAGCCUCUGACCUUACAGAUGGAAGGUGAUGUUGUUAUUGGAGGGUUUUUCCCUCUACACUAUGUGGCCUCUGAGCCACAACACAUCUACCACAGCAAACCCCAAAUGACAUCAUGCAGUGGAUUUGACCUUAGAGCAUUUCGAUGGAUGAUGACAAUGGUGUUUGCAGUAAACGAAAUUAACAAUAAAUCUGAUCUGUUACCAGGUGUUAAAUUAGGCUAUCGAAUCAUGGAUAGUUGUGACAACAUCCACACUAGCAUGCACUCACUUUUCUCUUUACUGAACUCUUCCACUUGUCUAUCUGGUUCACCUGUUCCUGCUAUCAUUGGUCUGGCAUCAUCUUCUCCAACAAGAGCUGUAGCUCAAACUCUUGGCUCUUUCAACAUCCCACUGGUGAGUUAUUUUGCCACUUGUACCUGUCUCAGUGACAAACUAACAUACCCAUCAUUCUUGAGAACUGUGCCCAGUGAUCUCUUUCAAGUCAAAGGUCUGGUCCAGCUGGUCACAUUCUUUGGCUGGCUCUGGGUGGGCACAAUAGGAACCACAGAUGACUACAGUCGCUAUGGGAUCCAAUCAUUUUCUAAUCAAUUUAGAUCACGAGGUGGAUGUGUUGCAUUUCAUCUCACAAUUCCAGCAUCACCCACAUCAAAUGAGAUACAUGAAAUGGCAAACAUAUUGCAGAAAUCAACUGCAAGGGUUGUUGUGGUUUUCGCUACGGAGGGACAACUAUUGGAUCUGUUUUUGGAACUUGCUCAACAAAAUAUUACAGGGAUACAGUGGAUAGCAAGUGAAGCAUGGGUAACUGCUAACCUUCUGACUUUACUGCGCUUCCACCACCUUUUAGAGGGAACUUUGGGUUUCUCCAUUCCUGCGGUCAGGAUACCUGGUUUAAAAGAGUUUUUACUGACUGUCCAUCCAUCUCCCAAACCAGGAAUGGAAUUUAUCAACAUGUUCUGGGAGGAGCAGUUCGGCUGUAAACUGAAGUUUGAUGAAGACAUUUUCAAAAAAAAUGGGACAACUACUCUGGGUGACACAACGUUUUAUUGUACAGGUUCAGAAGAUCUAAGUCUCAUUACCAGCAGUUAUACAGAUGUAUCUCAGGUCAGGAUCUCUUAUAAUGUGUAUAAAGCAGUGUUUGCCAUUGCCCAUGCUCUGCACACGUUACUGAACUGUGAUUCAGUGGGACCCAAUGGGGAAACAUGUGACAAACAAAGACUAUUUACGCAUGAACAGUUGCUGUAUCAUCUGAAGACAGUAAAUUUCACCAACCAGUUUGAAGACAAAGUCUAUUUUGACCCUAAUGGAGAGCCAGCUCCUCUUUAUGACAUCAUUAACUGGCAGAGAAACAGCAAGGGGGAAAUUAGAUUGGUCAAAGUGGGAAAUUAUGAUGGUUCAACUCUUCUGGAACAGCAGCUGAAGAUAAAGAAGAACAGCAUUAUAUGGACAAGAGGAGACUCACAGGUGCCUACUUCUCAGUGUAGUGCUCCAUGUCCCCCUGGCAGCAGACAGGCCAGACGUCCAGGAGAGCCUCGCUGCUGCUUUGAUUGUUUGCCUUGUGCAGAGGGAGAGAUCAGCAAUCAGACUGGUUCUACUGAGUGCAUGAAAUGCUCAGAGUUCUACUGGUCAGACACAUACAAGUUGAAAUGUGUUGCUGGUGUUGAGGAAUUCCUGUCUUUCUGUGAGACCAUGGGCAUCAUCUUAACUGCCCUCACUCUGCUGGGUGUCAUUCUGACAAUUAUCAUCACUGUCAUCUUUCACCAUUUCCGGACCACACCCAUGGUCAAGGCAAACAAUUCAGAAAUCAGUUUCUUGCUUCUCCUGUCCCUGAAAUUAUGUUUCCUGUGUUCCUUGGUGUUCAUUGGCCAGCCAUCUGUGUGGACAUGUAUGCUCCGCCAGACUGCAUUUGGGAUAAGUUUUGUCAUCUGUCUGUCCUGCCUCCUUGUCAAGACUAUAGUGGUUCUUUUGGCUUUUAAGGCUAAUGUACCUGGCCCCAAGGCUCUGAGGCUGUUCGUGUCCUAA
Molecule: messenger RNA, 2052 nt
Organism: Nematolebias whitei (Rio pearlfish)
Lineage: Eukaryota; Metazoa; Chordata; Actinopteri; Cyprinodontiformes; Rivulidae
Product: extracellular calcium-sensing receptor-like
Exons: 12
Coding region: 1-2052 (683 amino acids)
Biological process (GO): G protein-coupled receptor signaling pathway
Cellular component (GO): membrane
Molecular function (GO): G protein-coupled receptor activity
Source: RefSeq, a predicted model, not a curated record